Acaulospora morrowiae is the source of this 867-nucleotide messenger RNA. NCBI's taxonomy places the organism in Eukaryota, Fungi, Glomeromycota, Glomeromycetes, Diversisporales, Acaulosporaceae. The record is from the annotation of a GenBank genome assembly.
AUGAAGCAGAAGCAAAAAAAGAGUAGAAAUGAAACUAUUAUCGUUAGUCCAUACUUUCAGAAAUCGGUUGUCAGCCCGUAUUUCCAAAACGUAAAGAAACCGGCCGAACGCGACGGUAAUAUUUCAAAAUACUUCAAGUCCUCCAAGAAGAAUGCAAAUUCUCGAAUUUCCAUAAAGUCGGAGGAGAAGAAACAAGUUCCUUGGGAACGUCAGGAAGAUGCAAAUUCUUCGGCAAAGAAUUCUGUUGUCUUUAUUAAUAAUAAAAAACUCGUGUCCUUUGAUAUUGACGCGCUUGCAAGUAUGAGGCCUGUCGUACACGUCCCAAAAUUCAUACCAAUGCAGUCGCCAUAUAAUCUGGUGCAAGAAACAUUAUAUUAUGAUCCUUGGAAGCUCCUUGUGGCAACGACGUUCCUGAACCGCACCAAAGGCACUCAGGCGCUUCCAAUUAUGUGGCAAUUUUUGGAAGGGUAUCCGACACCACAGAAGACAAUCAAGGCCGAUGCUACGGAAAUAGCAGAUUUACUACAUCCCCUUGGAUUGCAAAACAUCCGUGCCGAACGAUUAAUCAAAUUUUCACUCUCUUACCUGGCCAAUCCUGAUUUUUCUACCCCCAAAGAAUUAUUUGGAAUGGGUCAAUAUGCGGAAGACAGUUGGCGUUUGUUCUGUGGCGAAAAAGAUGAUGCUUGGAUGGAGGGUUCUGGUUGUGAACCCACAGAUAAAAUGUUAAGGAUGUACAUAAUUUGGCGCAGAGUAGUGCACAGGGGGCUUUUGCACAAUGACGAUGAUGACAGGCAAUUGCCUCCGUUUCCAACAGUUGACGAGGAUCAAAUCGAGAACGAUCGCUUCGAGGAUGAUGAGGCGUGUUAA